Sardina pilchardus (European sardine) is the source of this 2850-nucleotide messenger RNA. It is a transcript of the gene fshr, whose product is annotated as follicle stimulating hormone receptor. The record is from RefSeq and is a predicted model, not a curated record. Gene Ontology annotation, molecular function: G protein-coupled peptide receptor activity; luteinizing hormone receptor activity; protein binding. NCBI's taxonomy places the organism in Eukaryota, Metazoa, Chordata, Actinopteri, Clupeiformes, Clupeidae. Gene Ontology annotation, cellular component: plasma membrane. Gene Ontology annotation, biological process: activation of adenylate cyclase activity; follicle-stimulating hormone signaling pathway; male gonad development. Bases 263 to 2302 code for a protein of 679 amino acids. The transcript is spliced from 10 exons.
ACCACCACCACCGCUCCGCUCCUUUGAAAGAAACAUUCUGAUAAAGACUCGAAGGUUCACACGUCGUCUGCCAUCCCCUGGGAUCUCACUACAGAACAGCCAGGGCGCUAUGAUUCCCCGUCUGGACGUCUGCUGGGGCUCUAUGGCCUGAUCAACAGGGGAUCCACAAACACCAUCUUCCGUGUCUGUGCGCAGAGCUGGGAAACAGAUCACCCUCUACACAGAGCGCCUGGCCUCAGCCGGUGGGGACUUGAGGGCAAACAUGGCGAUGAAGAGUGUGCUGCCGGUGGUGAUGCUGGGGCUGUCUCUGAUGGGACUCGGAGGGGCAGCCAACAGCGCGCUGGCACAAUCUCAUCACUGCGAGUUCAGAGGAACAUCCCUCUUCUGUAGGAACGAGAUGGUUGAAAAGGUGCCUGAGAACAUCCCCCAAAACACAACCCACAUAACAUUCAAGCAAACCCACAUCAGCAGCUUACCAAAAGAAGCCUUUUCUGAUUUACAACACCUAAACAACAUAUUGAUCACAGAGAAUGGAAAUCUGCAGAGGAUACAUGAUCACUCCUUUGCCAAUCUCCCCAGGCUGGCAGAGAUAAUAAUAACCAAAUCAAAAAACCUUGUCAUCAUUUACAAGGAUGCCUUCUUGAACCUGCCUAAACUGAGACAUUUGUCAAUAUCAAACACUGGACUGAAAAUGCUGCCUGUUUUCUCCGGGAUUAACUCACGUGCGCUGAACUUUGUGCUGGAUAUCCAGGAAAACAUGCACAUUCAGGUCAUCCCUAGCAAUGCGUUCCAGGGACUGAGCACGGACACCAUCACAGAGCUGAGGCUGACUAAAAAUGGCAUCACCAAGGUGGAGAGCUAUGCUUUCAAUGGCACUAAUAUGGGAAGAUUGUCUCUCAGGGGAAACCAAAAGCUGAGCCUCAUCCACAGGGACGCCUUCUUAGGAGCUGACGGUCUUAAUACCCUAGACAUCUCAUACACAAAUGUUGAUGCUCUGCCAGAGGCCAUAUUAAGGACCAUCAAGUUCCUGGUGGCCACCUCUGUGUACUCUAUGAGAAUGCUGCCCAGGGUGGAACUCUUUGCAAACCUCACACAAGUCAACCUCACAUAUCCCAGCCACUGCUGUGCCAUCGCCAACUUCAGAAGGAACCUCACCAACAUCAGUAGGUCAGAGAGGCCCACUUUCUGUGACCACCCCAAUCUCCCUAAAGAAGAGCCAGUCUUCUACAGCCAUCAGUGCCAGAAUAAGACGGAGAUUAUCUGCUAUCCCAAACCAGAUGCCUUCAACCCCUGUGAGAGCAUCAUGGGUCACACCUACCUGCGUGUGCUUAUCUGGAUCAUCUGUGUGCUGGCCAUCGUGGGCAACACCGUGGUGCUCCUGGUCCUCCUGACCAGCCGCUACAAGCUGACCGUGCCCCGCUUCCUUAUGUGCCACCUGGCCUUUGCGGAACUGUGCAUGGGCAUCUACCUAAUGAUCAUCGCUUCAGUGGACAUCUACACUCGAGCAGACUACUUCAACUUUGGCAUCGACUGGCAGAUGGGCAUGGGUUGCCGAGCAGCUGGCUUCUUCACGGUGUUUGCCAGUGAACUGUCAGUCUACACGCUGACAGUCAUCACCCUGGAGCGGUGGCACACCAUAACGUAUGCCAUGCAGCUAGAGCGCAAGCUGCGGAUACGCCACGCGGCCGCUCUGAUGGCAGGUGGCUGGGCGUUCGCCUGGCUGGCGGCGCUGUUCCCGGCGGUGGGCAUCGCCAGCAGCUACAUGAAAGUGAGCAUCUGCCUCCCCAUGGACGUAGAGAGCGCGGCGUCGCAGGCCUACGUGGUGCUGCUGCUGCUGCUGAACGUGGCCGCCUUCAUCGUGGUGUGCGCCUGCUACCUGCGCAUCUACGUCACCGUGCACAACCCCCGGGCCCUGGCCCCACUAACCAGCGCCUCAGACACGCGGCUGGCCAAGCGGAUGGCCGUGCUCAUUUUCACUGACUUCCUGUGCAUGGCGCCCAUAUCCUUCUUUGCUAUCUUGGCGGCCUUCAAGUGGCCGCUGAUCGACGUGCCACAGGCCAAGGUGCUGCUGGUGCUCUUCUAUCCCAUCAACGCGUGCGCAAACCCCUUCCUCUACGCCUUUUUUACUAAAACGUUUAAACGGGACUUCUUUGUGCUGGCCAGUCGCUUUGGCUGGUUUAAAAUGCAGGCGCAGAUUUACCGCACAGAAUCCUCCUCAGUUCAGAACGGUGUCUGGGUGCCCUCUCCGAGGACCAGUGAAACCACUAUCUAUUCCCUGGUCCACAUGACUCAUACAUAUUGACCGGAAACUGGUCUUACUGUGCUCCACCCCAUCACAUGACAUGUCAAUAAUGUUAAAAGUUUUGGAUUUUUGGAUUAAAGGCCUUUCAAAAAGCAAAAACAAUUCACUGGACCAGACAGACCUGUCCAUUUCUCUCAGAACUUUGACUUAAGCAGUAACUUGUGACGACAAUCAUUUUAAGGCCAUUUUUAAAAGUCCAGACCUAGUUUGGACUGGAUAAACUAAGAACACCUUUAUUUUAUUUUAUUUUAUUUUUCAAAAGAGGAACUGAGACACCUGCCUAAAACCCUGUUGUGUAAUUUUACUGAAUGAUGAGGAAAAACAAUACUGGCUUGUUGAUGCUGAUGGCCCAUUUUGUGUUGUAUACUGUAUUUAUGUUUGUAAAGUGCACAUUUAAAUGAGUUGAAUUAUUUGUACAUUAUAACUAAACUGCCUACAGCACUAAAGGCUGCAUAUCUGACAUUUUGAAAUGUGCUUUUAAUGUUAAAUGCUGAUACAUAUGUCAAAGUAAUGAAAUGCAUACACACCAAAAUAUACUAAUUAAAAUA